Messenger RNA from Paramecium tetraurelia, 480 nucleotides. RefSeq lists its product as uncharacterized. NCBI's taxonomy places the organism in Eukaryota, Ciliophora, Oligohymenophorea, Peniculida, Parameciidae. The transcript is spliced from 2 exons. The record is from RefSeq and is a predicted model, not a curated record.
AUGCAUAGAUAAUCUUAAUAGAUAAAUCCUUUGCCUGCAAUCUAAAGCAAACCUAAACAAAUAAAAUUGUAAACAAGGUAAUAAUCUGAAACUUCCAUGCCUCCAAAAUAACAAGAAAAGAAAAUACAGAGAUAAAUGAGUAAUGUUGAGAAGGGCAACUUUCUAUAUUUCUUAUAUGCUUAAAAAAAUGGCUAGGUAGUAAAGAAUGAGAAACAGUUUGCUGAAUUCCUAAGGAAAACCUAUAACUUUGAGCCACCUUAAAAGAAUGAGGGGCCAAGCAAAAAGGGUUUGCUUUAUCUCUCCAAAAGGGAAGAGAAUGAAGAUCACAUUAAAAAAUUGACAAAUUCAGUAUUGUCUCCAGGAACCAAAAGCAUGACUGUGAGUAAGGAUGUACCUCUUGAUUAAGUGGUAAGUCAAAUGUUUGAGAAGUAACUUGAGCGUUUCCCAAAGGUAAAAUAAAAGAUUGAAAGAACUCAAUGA